AUGAGUCCUUCUAGCGAUGACGCCGAGGCUAACAAGGCUGAGACCCUACCAAAACCAAUUUUUCAAGACGCCUCGUUACCAACAUGGAGAUUUUGGCUGCUCAGUAUCGGACUUUGUUUGGGCCUCUUUCUGGCAAUGUUGGACUCUUCCAUCGUAGCCACGAGUCUGUACACCAUCGGUGCCGAGUUUGAAUCAAUGGAGCUCAUAAACUGGGUUGCUCUCGCAUAUACGCUUACAUAUCUCAGCUGUGCAGUCUUGUUUGCGCGAUUAUCGGACGUUGUUGGCCGACGAAACGCCUUUCUGGCAAGCUUUGUCAUUUUUUUCGGCUUUUCUCUUGGUUGUGGCUUUGCCCAGAGCUUGGAGCAAUUGAUUGCUUGUCGCGCACUACAGGGCCUAGGAGGUUCCGGCCUGUACUCGAUCACCAUGAUCAUUUUCCCAGAGGUGGGCCCCAGGCAUUUGCAACAGCACAUCGCCAGUCUAGUAGGGAUGGUCAUCGCAAGUGCCGGUGUUCUGGGCCCAGUGCUGGGUGGUAUUCUCACCCAUUAUGCCUCGUGGCGGUGGGUGUUCUGGAUCAAUGGUCCCGUAGGACUUGUCUCCAUGGUUGUCUUCUACCUGACGUGGCCGCAAGCUGAGCAUCUUCCGACACUGCAACGAAGAUCCUGGAAAGAGUUGGACUUUGUAGGAUCUUGCCUCCUUAUAGCGGCUUCUGUGCUCGUUGUCUUCUCGUUCCAGAAUGCGGGUUCGGACGGAAACAAGUGGCAACAAGCUGACUUCGUCGUUCCAAUCACCGUUGGUACCGCCUGUUUUCUUGCUCUGUUGGGCUGGGAGGUUUUAGUUGCCCGGGUUUGGGAGAAAAGGAUCAUGGCUGCCAUUCCAAUUCGCCUCCUACGUAACCACGUUUACGUCGCCGCCAUGUUCAACACGAUGUUUCUCGGCUUCCCGUACCUUCUUGUUGUAUAUUCAUUUCCUAUUCGUAUGCAGGUUGUCAACAGCAAAAGCGCCUUGCUCGCAGGCAUACUUCUCUUGCCAAUGCUAGGGUCUGUUGCAUUGGGCAGUACUCUCGGUGGAUUGAUGAGCAAAAGCAGGAACUUCCUUUUUGAGACGAUGUUUGUCGCUAGCUGCUUCAUGACUCUUGGCUGCGGUCUGUUGACGACAUUGUCUUUGUCGACUGAACUGGAACCGAAAGCCCUGGGCUUUCUUACUCUGGUAGGAUUUGGGUUUGGGCUGUCGGCUACAUCGUCCACCAUCCUCGCCACAACGGAGUCUAAUAUCUUGGAUCAUGCCCCGGCCCAAGGGAUUAUCGCGCAGGUCCGAAUUCUUGGUGGUAGUUUGGGUAUCGCAGCUUCGACGGCGAUUCUGGGCACCAUGAUGCGAGAAGAGCUUGCAGGGCUCGUCGAGCCUGAACAAUUAUCAAUUCACGGAGCAGGAAUGGCCUUAUCGGAGACGCAAGCCACGGCCGUACGAAAAGUUUACGCAGAUUCAUUCCGGCAAGCAAUGAAAGUGAGCACCAUCUUGUCGAGCAUUGCAAUCCUAAUCAGUUUGGGAACGUACCACAGGAAUCGGGUCUCAAUAGAAGUGAAACGGCAGCUGCACAUCAAGGCAGAAAUAGAGAGGAGGCGGAGGGAAUCGGGGGCAACAACACUAGUAUCAUCAACAGAGUAA
Molecule: messenger RNA, 1662 nt
Organism: Colletotrichum truncatum
Lineage: Eukaryota; Fungi; Ascomycota; Sordariomycetes; Glomerellales; Glomerellaceae
Product: major facilitator superfamily transporter
Biological process (GO): transmembrane transport
Cellular component (GO): plasma membrane
Molecular function (GO): transmembrane transporter activity
Source: RefSeq, a predicted model, not a curated record